This is a messenger RNA of Ochlerotatus camptorhynchus, 1178 nucleotides long. RefSeq lists its product as uncharacterized. The transcript has 5 exons. NCBI's taxonomy places the organism in Eukaryota, Metazoa, Arthropoda, Insecta, Diptera, Culicidae. The record is from RefSeq and is a predicted model, not a curated record. Bases 90 to 1178 code for a protein of 362 amino acids.
AGCGACAGUUGUGUUGUAGUGUCAUGUAGUGAUUUAUUUUUACAGUAAGGAGGAGCGAAGGAGCGUUUACCCUACGAAGAAUAAGCAAAAUGGCGUCUGUUGAAAACAAACUGCAAGAGCUGCUAGUCACGCAACAUUUGUUAGAAAUAUUUGAUGAAUGUGGAGUCGAUUUUGUCGAUUUGCUCAGGAUUACGACUGAUCAACUUCGCAAGUCUUUAGAACCAACAAAAAUACCUUGGAAAUAUCCAGUGUUGCAUGAAUUGAUUUCCUCUUGGCGAACACGAAAUGAUUCCAAAAUCGUUAGUUUACUAACGUCGCUGAAACCAGGGUACCACCUGCGACUUACCGGAGCAAUUAAUAUUGCUUCUUCAUCGGUUGCAUCUACCGAGAUCACAAGCGAGAGUAAUCAGUUCGAUCAAAAUUUCUCUCAGUUCUCAUCUAACGAGGCUUCCAAAGGAAGCGAUUCGGAUUAUGGACAUGGUUUAACCUCAACAUCAACAACUCCGGAAUAUGUAUUAACAACAUUGCCUGUUCGUUUGAAUAAACCAGCAGCAGUUUUUUCUACUUCAAUUCAAGCCACAUCAUCAGCCGUUCACAGUAAAACGGAUGCGCUUGAUGAACCCCCAUCGGAUGUUACCUGUAGGUCUGUGGAAACCAAUGAAAACAAACACGAAAAGCAAACGCAAAACGAGUCCCAAAUUGAAUGUUUAAUAACGUCACUGGAGCCAGGAUACCGUCUGCGGCUUUCCGGUGAAGCAAAUGUUGUUCGGUCCUCGGUUGUGUCGACUAAGAUCACAAGAGGGAGUAAUCUGGUCAAUCAACGGAUCUACCAGGUUUCCUCUAAUGAGGCUGCAAACCUAAACGAACCAAACCAUCAACUUCCUUCAACUUCUACGAAUGAUAAAUCCGGUUACUUUGCCCAAGGCUUUGUCAUAGUAACGUCAUCUGCUCAUGUAAAUCAACCAGGAACUGGUUAUUCUGAUGCCAUCGGAACCACAUCGUCAGCCACUGACAGUUAUACGGAUGCGCUCAUUGUAUCGUUAGCAGACGAUACAAUUCGGUCUUCAGAAUCUGGAAACAGUUUGAACGAAGCAGAGCAAUUCAGCAGAAAAGUGCUCUUCCAUCAUUUAAACAGACCAAUCCCAACAAAUUCGCCGAAUCCUCUUCGACCGCUUUAG